AUGCAAGAGAGGGAAUGGCGAGACACAUUUAGAACAUUCUGGAGCAGGUUUUACUUUGUUCGGCCCGACUUGGACCUCUACCAGCAAAGCAGCUUCGAUGUAUCAACCUGCAUACCGAUAGCAUUUCACGGCGAUGAAGGCCGUGGGAAGCUUCGACGAGCUAUCAUGAUACUGUCGAUGCAACCGAUAAUAUCCCACAAGGGCCCAAAGUACACCAACAUGAGUGGGCACUCCUUCACAUCACGCCUGCUGUACACCGUCGUCCCAGCGCAGAUGUAUGCCUCGAAUACCAUUGACAAGCUCAACGAGGCAAUGGCAGCUGAUGUGAGGUCUGCAUACUUUGAUGGGAUUUCAGUCACCCAUGCUGGAAAAGAACUUACUUUCCGGCUGGUCCCAAUCAUGAUUAAAGGUGACUGGCCGUUCUUGCGGCUGGCGAUGAGCUUGAGUGCAGGCUAUAAUUGCAACCGGAAGUGCCAUUUGUGCGAGGGACAGGUGGGAUCUAGUAUAGCCAUCUAG
Symbiodinium sp. CCMP2592 is the source of this 516-nucleotide messenger RNA. Lineage: Eukaryota; Dinophyceae; Suessiales; Symbiodiniaceae. The record is from the annotation of a GenBank genome assembly.